Molecule: messenger RNA, 2633 nt
Organism: Physcomitrium patens
Lineage: Eukaryota; Viridiplantae; Streptophyta; Bryopsida; Funariales; Funariaceae
Source: RefSeq, a predicted model, not a curated record
UAACUGGUAGAUUUAGGAGGUUUUAACUGGCUUACCAGUGAGGAUCUUCUUAACACAUGGGUGGAUUCGUGGGACUCAGUUUUCGUGGUGGUCAUCCGAUUCAUCUUUUAAACUAUAUAUAUAUAUAUAUAUAUAUGUAUUUACAGUUUGUUCACCAUGUGAUCUACUCGUGUUUUUUAGUCUGAACAUGCCUGUUAGUUUGACCAUUUCUGUAUUCUUCAAGUUAACAAAGAUUUCUGAAGAGAUUGUUUUCGUUAGAUAGAUGCGGAUCAGAUCUGUCGUUUUGUACUGCAUGGAAACGAGAAGAUGGUACCCAAAAAUCACAUCUUUGAUCGACUUUCUCACUCUAUCGAAGGACUUGCUUCUUCAUGUCGGUCGAGCUCUCGCCAUUCUGCAUGGACUCACCCCCCUUCCCGAGGUUCUUCAAGUUUUCUGACAAGCCUGUGUAGCGGCACUCCCGAGAUACAUCUGAGGGGAUGACCUAGAAUUUUUUUUUUGUGAAAAUUAACAGAAAGUUGGAUCGUUGGGUUUUUCUCAACAGCUGUUGAUUACGUGAAUUUUUUUGUCCACUGCCAUCUAUUCGUGUGUCGUGCUUUACAUGAAGGAUGAUUUCGUUUUACUUCACAGAUCGUAACAGAGUGCAAUGUGUUUGCAAUUGACAAAAGAAGAAGAAGAAGCAGAAGCCAUUUCCUUGCUCUGGAAGGCCUGCAGUUGCUUGAAAAGUGGGUGAAGCAUUGUGUGAAUUCACGACCAAUUCAGGAUGCCUGAGAUCAUGACCUGGAACAAGUUACACAUUCUGGAAGGAGUUACACAACCCACAACGCAGGAUGUGACCUCGAAGAAACUGCACAUGGAAUGAUUCAGUAUUUAGGACAAAUUUGGUUGUGAGGGUUGUGUGAUGAGGUGCUGGGCACGAUGAAGACCGAAGGAGGUGAGUGCAUGGACACGAGAUGUAAGGCAUCAAAAUGUGUAGGACCAAGGCCGAUAACAUGCCCACCCGGGUGCCCUAAACAGAAUGCUGUUCGUAGGAUCUCUCAGACGGAAUACAGAGAUAUUCACGCUGCUUCAUCACCAGGGCAUUGCCUGGAUUUCAAAAUGGAGAAACCUGGAUACCCUAAACCAAGGCCAUUUCCUCCAGGAUCAAAGCCAAUACCUCCAAAGCCUCCUGGAGGGGCGCCACCGGACAAAUGCGGCACUGAAACAUUCCUGGACACAUUCGAUUGUCAGGAGCAACCGUGGAGGCCAUCCAAUCAUAAAGUGCCAAUACAUCAUGAACACAGUUACCAGGAGCUUUUUAAAUCUUCUGUACACCAAGGGAAAUUUUGCCAUGACAACUUCGGAGAUACUGCUAUCUGUGAGCCGAAACCCGAGUGGAGGACCAGUAAAGCAUAUAAUCCAGAUGGUCAUCAAUGUGGAAGAUCAUAUAACUGGCGGUCAUCCGUGAAGUGUAAUGGUGAAAAGAACUACGUCGAGAAAGAUUGGAGACCUUCUGUUAGUAGUAAUGCUCCACUUGAAGGAGACUUCGAGAAGCCCUUCCGAAGCCAAAUUGUGGUGUACCCAGGAUGUUCUCAGCGUAAAACAACCGAGGAAAGUCCUUUCCGAUCAACAAUUCGAUACAUUCCAGAGUUUUACCCAACCCGGUCGGGUUGGAGAUCGUCACGAAAACACGUUUGCAUGAACAAGUGUUAUCAUAAGUCACCGAAAUAUGUACACGUUUGGAAUUCUGUUCCUGCUUUUGAGACAACACAAAACUUACCGCCUAGAGAUCUUAGAAGGAAUAACCCACUUUACGAGAAACAACAUCCACCUCAUGGCAUCACCUGCGAGCUUCCUCACGUGGACCUCUCAUGCACGACACCUCAAAGUAGUGAUGAAGGACAACUUACUUCAGGAACAAGGAAGAAUCAAGUUCCGUGUGCGACGAGUAGCAAUCCCACUUACGCUGACGGCAGAGACAGGUCCAGGAGGCGCAUUAUUCCUACUGGGCACAUAGACCAUCUCACUUCAAGCUGUCUUUGUGUUUGCAAAACAAAAGACGCAUUCAGGCCGAGCAUUAAAAUAAUAGAUGGUGUUCAAUAUCAUCCUGUUUCAGAGAGAAAUGUAAUCUCCGGGCCACUGGCACCUGGAAAUGAGGUGCCACCUCGUUUUCGAAACAGCGGACCACUUCAACCUGAAGCUAUGGCAACUUUCAGCAAGGACAUCAUUAAUGGCCGCUUCCAUAGAGACAAACUACCGAAAGAGUUUCUGACAGAGCAAAGAGCACAAUUCAGAUCCUGUAAACCUCGGCUACGGCAAGAAAUUUUCAAUGACGCCCACCAGGCAUACAAAGAAAAUAGAUGUGAUGACUUAACAGUAAAUCCCUCAAUAUCAAGGUACCUGUAUGAAGAUAGGUUUGCAACUGUAAGGUGAUGGCAAACUGUGCACACUGGAAACAGGUUCAUGUGGUAAAAAUCAGAUUGUCCUUUAAAAAUAUUAAUCAUAGUUUUGCAAAACUUGUAGAUUUGAUGGGUUGUUGUGUAGUUAUAUUUAAUAUAUCUCCUCAAAAGAAGGUGGAUUCCUUUGUAUUCUGUGCCCUUUUUUUCUUCUUUUAAGGCUCUAUUUGUAACUCUUUUUAAAAAUUAUGGUUGUUUCAA